Molecule: messenger RNA, 1233 nt
Organism: Schistosoma mattheei
Lineage: Eukaryota; Metazoa; Platyhelminthes; Trematoda; Strigeidida; Schistosomatidae
Source: the annotation of a GenBank genome assembly
AUGGAGUCUUUAGGACCUCUAAAAUUUAGUAUGCGAAAGUCUACCAAGUCUUUACCAGGUUCAGAUGUGCCUACAGAAUCAUCCGGGGUUUUCGAAUCAUCUAAGGAUGUAAAAGUUGAAGAGCCUAAAGCCAUGCCUAAACUCCAAGCGAUGAUGAAAAGGUCAAAGCCUUCUCAACUUCCUGUCGGUGUCUUACCUGCAAAAAACAAAUUGCCUGCUACUGAGGUGAAGACCGAUUUAUUUCUACCAACUAAAGAAAGUGAGACUUUAAGUUCUACUUCAGAUCACACCAAAGGUUUACUGUCUCAUCCUCAUUCUGUUCCAUCUUGUGAAUCCAGUGAUCUUCAGUCCACUAGUUCUAUGAUCAGUUCUGGACAACUGAUCCUAUCCGGUACAGUUGACAAGUCUAUGGUACUUAGUAAUAACAUUGCGAAUAAAGCACAUAUUCCUGGAACAAAUUUACCAUUGAAAGCCUCUCCAAUACCAAAUUUAAUGAGUUUAAAUAUCCAACCGCUUCACCACUCUGUACCGAUCGUUGCCACUCGAAAUUUGAUCCAUGCUCAUGCAACUGAUCCCACUCUUGUUCAGGCGUCGAUACCCCCAACUGCUGGAAUGCAGUUUGUUAACCCCCAGAAGUUUAGAUCUGCGCAGAUGAUUGCUACUCCGUUGAUAGCUAAUCCGGCCGUUGCGAAUCAGUCUCAACAGAAUGAGGAGACGCCGAAGAGUAAAAAUGGUCGUCGUCGAUCAAGAUCACAUUCCCACAAGUAUCCUAGGUCACACAGACGGUCUCGUUCUAGAAGGUCUAGUGGAAAUCGACACUCACGACGUCGUCACUCAUCUAGCUCAUCGAAUUCAGUGCACCGCUCUAGCCGUACUCGCCACAGAUCGCGGUCAUAUCAGAACUCUAAAGAGCGUCACCGUUCAUCUACUGAUCACGGUCACCUUAAAGGUAGUAGGAAACGCAGUAUUAAUCACAAAAGAAAAUUAGAAGCUGCUGAAAGCAUAGGAAAACGGGACUCAGACAGAAAAAAGUUCCCUACUUCUCAGAAAAAACUAGACCACAAAAAUUCACACUUAGAAGAGACAAAGAGAUCUUAUCAUCGCUCAGGCACUCCAGAAAAAAAAAAGAAAGUGUGUGACAAAACUGACGAUCAUCGUAUGUUAAAAAAAGCAAGACUAGCACAAAAAGUGCAAUUGCUCGACCCAUCGUCAAGAGCCUUACAGAAAAAGUAG